CAGAGCGCGUCGUGUGGUCUGGCAGUAAUCCCUCUGUUCUUCAUCUCCUCCGUAACCCGCUGGUGAGAGCCACUGACUAUGGUUUCUGCCCCGACCGGGAAUACACCAAGGAACAACACAUCUUUGAGAAUGAAUGGAUUAUAUGGCUUCGGGGUCAGAAAUGACCAUCCGCUCGCGGCGGUGCGCGCUGUAGGUUCAGGUUCAGGGUAGGCUGCGAAAUUGAUGUAGGCUAAAGCUUAAACCAUUGGCAUCCCGUCAAUAACAGCUCGUGGGUACCGAACCCUUCCAAUUUCAUUUUCUACCAUAGUGCAUUGAGGAUAUCAGUUAUUUGUGUCGUUUAUUUUGACAUUUCCCCCCUUCUCGUUGCGCAUUUUAAUGUGUCGGCUGAGACAGGAUUCGCGUCAUGCUCAGCGUCAUGCUAUUUAUGGGAUUUGUAUUUUCUUCUCCGCUUAAAGACCAACAGAUCAGAGGCAUAUGAAAGAGAUGUGACACGGAUUCCACACAUCGAAGGAGGGGCUGCUCAGAGAAGAAUAUGAAAAAGCAAGACAUUGGAGAGACCAUCCAUUUUGUGUCUGGAGAAGAUUUUGAGGAAGGGGACACUGGGAUAGGCAUAAAUAUAGAAACAGGAGGAGCAGCCAGCUGUGAACAUACAUGUUGGGCCUAUUAAUUGUAUGAUUACAAUAACUAGGCCUAUAUGAUAAUGGCUGGAUCAUAUUCAAUAAAACAUCAUUACAUUUGAUUCCAUCUUGUCGGGAAAAAUACAAUAGGAAAAGAUGACCCAGCAAUCGUGAUGACCCUGUCAUCCCCCAGUGCCUUCAGCAUCACGUUAUAAUGUGGAGUGGCUGCGGGAGAAUAUAAACUGAAUUGUACAUAAAUAUCGCCGAUUUGUAGGCCUAUGGGAUUUUUUCAUAGACUAGGCCUACUUCAUAAUGUAACAACCCCCCUUUUACAUAUUUAUUUCAAGGCAAACGUUGAAUUAGUGUCUGUUGGGGGCGUACCCAUUCCAAGUGUCAAAUGAAAUGAAUAUCGACAUUGGAAUUUGACAUUUAAAGGGAGCAACCUCGAUAUAAUUGAGACUAAUGUUUCAAUCCAAAGGAACAUCCCAUGGCACACAUGCUCAAGUGAAUGAUGGUCUUUAUUCUCAAUGUUAUUUGUCCACCCUCCACUAAUUCCUGGAUUCAAAAUGUAUUACCCCGAAUGGAAACCAUAUGUGGCCCACUUGAUUUGUUUUUUCCCUCCCCCCAUUGCUGAACACGUUUUUCAAACGCAGACAAUAGUCUUACUGUCAAGUGCGAUACGCUUUUUUGAUGCUUAUAGUCAGAUUUUUUGUGAGUGACAUUAACAGAGGAGGAAUUGAUGACACAUACCUGGACACCGCUGUUGUACUCCGAGGAUAUUGCACGGUACAAGCCAGGAGCACCACCAGAGUCACUGGAAAUUCGACACAAUUCAAGUGCAAGUUCAAGUUUUUGGUUGUUUCGCUCAAAAUGUGGAGAGCUGUGUUGUAGGAGUGCCUCACGACAGAAAAAGAACAAGAAAGGGAUAUGAAUCCGAGAAGGUGAUGAUGAUGCUGGAUACACAGAAUGCGACCCAGGAGAUUGGCGAGGAGGUGGAGGACGGGGUGGUAUACACCAUCACCCUGCGGAAGGUGCAGAUGCUCCACCACCACCACCACCACCCUGGCCACCAUGUUGGUGGCAGCGGGGCCAUUAAGGGCCAACGCUGGCUCGGUGUGGAGACGGACGCAGCGCUCAGCCUGUAUGAGACGUGCAAGGUGCGCACCAUCAAGGCAGGCACGCUGGAGAAGCUGGUGGAGUACAUGGUGGCGGCGUUCCGGGGCAACGACUCCACCUACGUUACCAUCUUCCUCUGCACCUACCGCUCCUUCGCCUCCACCAAGCAGGUCCUGGACCUGCUGCUCAACAGGUAUGCCAAGCUCCAGCACCUGCCUGGCUCAGAGGGCCACAGACUGACUCACGAUGAUCGCACAGAUCUGAGGAACACGAUAUCCUCCAUCUUGGGGGCAUGGCUUGACCAGUACUCUGAGGACUACUGGAAUCCUCCGGAGUACAGCUGCCUGCGACGUCUCAUCUCCUACCUGCACCUCAACUUCCCGGGAUCGGACCUGGAACGCCGCGCCUGCAACCUCCUGGCCCACUUCCACCGCCGGCAACUCCAAGAGCCUGAGAGUGAGUUGCUGGACCAUGGCGGCUAUCCUUUCAACUUAUUGGAGGAGAAUGGCUACGAGGAUGACCGACUGGACUUUCUGAACUUUGACCCGGCGGUGGUGGCCGAGCAGUUCACCCUCAUGGACGCGGAGCUCUUUAAGAAGGUGGUCCCCUACCACUGUCUGGGGAGUAUCUGGUCGCAGCGGGACAAGAAGGGCAAGGAGCAUCUGGCCCCCACCAUCCGUGCCACUGUCACACAGUUCAACUGCGUCACCAACUGUGUCAUCGCCACCUGCUUGAGCGAGCGUUUGCUCAAACCCACACAGCGGGCCAAACUGGUGGAGCGCUGGAUCGAAGUGGCCAGGGAGUGUCGAAUCCUGAAGAACUUUUCUUCGCUGCGGGCCAUCCUUUCUGCUCUGCAGUGCAACCCGGUCCACCGGCUGAAGAGGACAUGGGAUGAGGUGUCCAGGGAGAACUUCCGCAUCUUCCACGAGUUGUCAGAAAUCUUCUCGGACGAAAAUAACCAUUCGCUCAGCAGAGAGCUGCUCAUCAAGGAGGGCACGUCGAAAUUUGCCACCCUGGAAAUAAACCCCAAACGAGCCCAGAAGAGACAGCAGCAACCCCGAGACCUGAGUGUGAUGCAGGGGACCAUUCCCUACCUGGGUACUUUCCUGACAGACCUAGUCAUGAUGGAUACUGCCAUGAAGGACUACCUGGACGGAGGGCUGAUACAUUUUGAGAAGAGGAGGAAGGAGUUUGAGGUGAUCGCCCAGAUCAAGCUUCUGCAGCUGGCCUGCAACAAUUAUAACUUCACCCGCAACAAGCGUUUCCGACAUUGGUUCUCCGGUGUGGACAAACUCACUGAGGCCGAGAGCUACAGUCAGUCGUGUGAGAUCGAGCCGCUGUCGGAGUCAGCCUCAAAUACUCUGAAAAAGAAGAACACAGGAAUCAUCAAACGCUGGAGCGAUCGCCAGCCGGCCAGCUUGGAGCCGGGCUACUGCAGUGCGGGCAGCUCUCACUCCAAGUCCUUUGACCAGCUGCGCUACGCCCCCGGCCUGGGGGGCUCAAGUGGAGGUGGAGGGGGUGACGGAGCAGACUCCCUGAGCGUCACCUCAGCCGGCUCCAGCAGCUCCGACGUCGAGGAGAUAAAUAUCAGCCUCAUCUCCGACUCGCCUGACGCCCACGAGCGAAAGACCUCCACGCCUUCCGUAAAACAUUCCAAUUCCACGUUAGGGAAGUGCGGCCCCUUGCCUGACCUGGCACCCACGUUCUGGGAGUCCACUUCUCUGUCCUCCUUGGACGCCUCUGGUGUGGGAUCUGGCUCGGGCUCCAGCAGCGCCUCCUCCUCCUCCAUGUCCUCCACGCCCGUGGUAGGGGCCGGCUCCCGCUCGCACAAGCGCUCCGUGUCGGGUGUGUCCAACUACUCAUCGCUGUCACUGCCCCUCUACAACCAGCAGGUGGACGAUUGCUGCAUCAUCCGGGUCAGUCUGGACGUGGACAACGGCAACAUGUACAAGAGCAUCUUGGUGACCAGUCAGGACAAGACGCCGGCGGUGAUCAGGAAGGCCAUGGUGAAACACAACCUGGACCGGGAGAGAGCGGAGGACUACGAACUGCUGCAGAAGAUCUCUGAGGAGAAAGAGCUGAAGAUUCCAGACAAUGCCAACGUUUUCUAUGCCAUGAACUCCUCGGCCAACUACGACUUUGUCCUGAAGAAACGUGGCUUCCCCAAGGUGGGCCGGACCAAGCACGUGGCCAGCUCCACACUGCCGCGCAUGAAGCAGAAAGGCCUGAAAAUCGGCAAGGGCAUCUUCUGAGGGGCUACACCAUGUCCUCGCCCACCUCCCGCUUCCUGCUGGGCUCUCUGGGUUCCAUCUUUUAGUACCACCCUUGCUGUGCCAUGGUAGAGGGGCCAGCCUCCAGCUCGGUCUUGUGUUCGGCGUCUGAGCGUCAAAGCCUCAGAGGACUAAUACAGCUGAGUGGGAUGGAAAGACCUAUAGGCCAAUGAACUUGCACAAAUCACUUCCUGUUAGCUUCAGCCCUGUGGACGUCCUAAUCAAGAGUGAGCACUCAAGAGGGAAAACUGAGGGAAAAUGGUAACUGUAUUUCAUCCAGGUGCGUCUGAAAAUGCCUUCCCUCUUAAAGGAGUUAUACUCCCUAUCAUUUCUACAGAACCCUCCCUCAGCUGGUGUGUGUGUGUGCGUGCGUGCGUAAAGUACUCAAGCACUCAGAGAAAGAGCGAGAGAGAGAUGGACAGAGAUGGAAACAUGAAUGUUGUAUUGUGAAAUGAACCGUGGUCUUUAAAUGUCUAGUCUGUUUGUUCCAUGUAGUGUAAAGAAAAAAAGAAGAAUGAAAGGUCUGUCCUUCUUGUCCUUUAUUUCUCUCUUUCGUUAAGGCCUUUUUUCCUUGUGUACCAGUUAAUUCAGGAGAUAAAGGAAAGAGAGGAAAAGAAAGAACUCAAAUUAAAACAUACUGGUCCACUCCGCGUGUGCCAAAGAACAGAUAAGAGUGGACUAUGACAUAUGAUCAUAGACCGUUUUUGGGAGCAUGGAGAUUGCAGUGGGGGAGUGACUUUGCUUGCUGUUGAGAGAUUCCUUGCACCACAGAUGUGUGAUUCUUUGUCUAUGACUCUGAUAGAAGAUCAUCUGAUAUGACGAGUCCUUGGUUUGUAGUACCCCGUGUCUAUCCAUUUCUUACAGUAUUGCAGCACUUAGGAUCAAACCUAACGUCCCUAAUUAUCAGCAGCCAUGUCAGUGGUAUUGUGGAUUACAGUGUUAAAACCUGUGUUCAUGCUCAAAGGGUUUUCUGAAAUGAUUGACUUUUUGACUGUGACCGUGUCCCACUGUGUCCUGUGCAUGGCAAUAAACAUUCUAAAAUGGACACAGGAUUGGGUCUCUAUCAGAGGGCAGGCUAUAUGUAGGCUGGCUAUACUUUACUUCUAUAGCCUUUCUACAUAUUGUGCAAACCUGAACCACAGUGUGCUGGCUGGCUCUGAUAUUUUAUUUUAAUAUGGUCCUUUCCAGCACAGUUCCAGCAACUAUGGUUGAUGCAUAACUAGGCCAGCGCAGUACAGCUUGGCUCAGCUCAGUACAGUAGUGUAAAAAGAGUAUGUCAACUUCCACAACAGUUUGAAACAUUGAAUUUACAUUUCACAACACAUCCUUGAUGUGCCUAAUAGUAAAGCCAUGGAAAUGUUUUCAGGUGCUAUAAUGAUAGUUUUUCAUAUGUCAAUUAUCAUAAGGAUGGGUGGUCAUAGGGGAGUGGCUAUAUGGACACUCCUGGUGCCAAAAUUGAUGACGUUUGUUGUGCAGUGAGAGUCGAGUGGUGACGAACGGAUUCGGUUCAGUCAUUUCAGACAGUCUUCCUGAUGAGCCGUUCCCAGCAAGCUAGUUUAAUGCUCGUGGCUAAAAACGUCAGCGAGAACUUGAAACUUGUCGGCCGAAGUUGGGACUUGGGAGUGUUAAGAAUCCUUUAGUUUUUGUCUAAUUAAUAAUUUUACAAAAUGUAACGUUAGAGGUAGUACAUUUUCGGUGAAAAUCACUAUUGGCUACACUAUCUACUUCCCUAUCCUUACUGCGUCAAGCGGGAGAGAAGGACACGGUGCCCUGUGUUGCGUUGGCUUACAGUGCAAACUCUCCCCAUUGAGCAGUGUAGACUGCAUAACGGUGACAUCCAUCUAGAUCACGACCAACAUUAAAUUGUUUUUCAUGUAGGCUGCUAUCCUACUCAAAAUAAAAUCAAGUGGGAUGGAACAAAUUGGAGAUGGUGACCAAAUCCAGAUGACCAAUACUACAAGUUGUUUCUCCCUCGCCCAUCCCUUUCUUUUACAAGUUUUAACUAGCGCCACGCUGCUGCUGUUGCCAGCUCGCCAGCAUAAACUAGCUGGGAAGGGCCUAUCAGGACGACUCACUGAACCAAAUCCACACUCGACUCUCAGCUGCGCUACAUAUGUCUAUCACGUUUUAAGGUAGGACCCAGAUGGAGACAGAGACAGGCAAACGACAGGUCAAGGCAGGCAGAGGUCAAUAAUCCAGCGAGAGUGUAAGGCACCGGAACAGCAGGUGGGCUCAUGGUCAGGUGAGGCAGAGGUCGGUAAUCCAGAGUAGAGGCAAAGGUACAGGACGGCAGGCAGGCUCGGGGCAGGCAGGCAGGCAGGCAGAAAAGGUAAAAACUGUUUAACUAGAAAACAGGGACUAUAGCGAAGACAGGCGCAAGGGAAACCGCUGGUAGGUUUGAACGAACAAAACGAACUGGCACAGACAGACAGAAAACACAGGUAUAAGUACCCAGGGGAUAACGGGGAAGAUGGGCAACACCUGGAGGGAGGUGGAGACAAGCACAAGGAUAGGUGAAACAGAUCAGGGCAUGACAAUGUCAUCCAUUUGAGCACCAGGUGUGUCCGUAUAGCCUCUCCCUAGUCACAUUAUAUAAGUACUGCGUUAUGAAUGCAUUCAACUGUGCUGGUUGGUGACAGUGAUGGUUGCUGUAUGUUUGUGAAUAUUGGGGUCCGGGAGUCUACUGCCCUUAUGUCAUUCGCUGGACUUCAUAUCGGUGGUGUUGAUGGAAGUUGCCCCUAAGCCCUGAUUCAAGGUCAGCUUAUAUUCCUACGUCCUAUGACCAAGGUUAGGAUUGAGGUUGGGAACGCUAAACCUAGAUCUGUGGUUAAAGACAACUUCUGUAAUGCGUCAAUGAAUGAGGGAUGGAUCCUUUGUGCACAUCUCAAACUUUUGUGUAAGUUCCCAGUUAAUGUGUGGGUGUAAGUGAGAGUUCAUCCCGGAAUGUGUGCUUAUUGUUUCUCUUUUUUUGCGAAUGUCUUUGUGUGCCCUCCCCAGGUACCCAGAAUAUCUAUAUAUCAGAGAGGGUGGGGUGGGGGGGGGGGGUCUGUCAUAAAGAUGUCAACAUUUCAGGUUUCACAAAUGUUAGUCUGUGUGUGAAAGAGACUCUUCUGUGUCUGUGUUGUUUUUGGUAAAAGUAAGGGCCGAAGACUGCACCGAUCAAACUAAGUUAGUCCCUCUCAGAAACACUGCCUGAUCAGGAACAUGUCCCCAUGCCUCAACCUCUCACAAUGAUCAUCCUUAAAACCUUUGUGCCAUCGCUCUCCAUCACUGUCAAAGACUCAGAACUCUCUAACGAUUACCUGUUCAAUGUUUUUUCUAUGUUCUUUUUGUAUUUUUUGUAUUAUAAAAGACUCAAUGUCCUUUGUACUUUAGAUUUUGUGUGUGUGUUUGCUUUAUUUAUUAACUUGUAAAUACUUUUGUAGCAUUCUACAUUUUGUUUUUUUUCCCAUGCAAUUACAAAUUAAUAUGUAAAUAUAUAUGCGAUGGUUAUACCACUGUAUUUGCAGGUCCACUUGUCUCCAUAUCCCUUUGACUUUGGUUGCUUUACGUCAAUCCUGUCUUUUGUAUAAUGGUCAGUUUUGAUAUUGCUUUCCCCCUUAUUGCGCUGUUUGUAAUGGAGAAAAACCCACCUAAUAAACACUUACCAUGUGUCAAAUCA
Molecule: messenger RNA, 7664 nt
Organism: Salvelinus sp. IW2-2015
Lineage: Eukaryota; Metazoa; Chordata; Actinopteri; Salmoniformes; Salmonidae
Product: ral guanine nucleotide dissociation stimulator
Biological process (GO): Ras protein signal transduction; positive regulation of GTPase activity
Cellular component (GO): plasma membrane
Molecular function (GO): guanyl-nucleotide exchange factor activity
Source: RefSeq, a predicted model, not a curated record